Messenger RNA from Penicillium verrucosum, 189 nucleotides. RefSeq lists its product as uncharacterized. NCBI's taxonomy places the organism in Eukaryota, Fungi, Ascomycota, Eurotiomycetes, Eurotiales, Aspergillaceae. Bases 1 to 189 code for a protein of 62 amino acids. The transcript has 2 exons. The record is from RefSeq and is a predicted model, not a curated record.
AUGGGCAAACUUCGAGCCGCCGGCUCUAUCGACGAGGAGCAGGUCUUUGUCUCCAACGAACGAGGAGUGCAAGGUAGGCUAGAAGGGCGAGCCGGACUAGUUUUGGGCGCCGCUUUUCGUUCCCAGCAGCUGGACCUUGUGCUGGGAGACUCCCAGGGUGCCCUGCCGCCGUAUCGUGGCUACUUGUGA